GGGUAAAAUUUAAACUGAGGUCAAAUAGCAAUAUUGAUGUAACAUUAGGAACAGCAAAAUAGAGAUCUAUUUACAAACUAUUGAUUCUUACCUAGAUGGAUUAACAUCUUUGGUUCGAUCACUGAAAAUUUACUUAUUGUUUAACAAUGAUGGACAGAUAGUUAAAUCCCUGACAAAUAAUUUGAUUUUGAAAACUGAAUUGCGGUGCGAAGUGAAACUGAAACAAACACAUGUCAAAUUACACUAGCCAUCAGAAUAAACGCCCAGAUAUUGUGAGAAGAAAUCAAGAAGAAGCACAAAACUCCACAUUAUACAUUUUAAAACAGUAUGGACCAACAUUUUACUUGCUACAAGACGGUUCGAAGCAAAAAUAUAAGGUACAACUCGGUGAUAUUCAUACUUGCUCAUGUGGUGAUUUUACAAAAAAUCGUGAACUAUGUGUUCAUUUAUGCUGGAUAUUAAUUAGACGAUUCAAAGUAGACCCAAAUAAUCCUGUAUCUUGGCAAUCUGGAUUAGUUGAGCGAGAAAUAUCAGCUCUUUUAGACGGACAGCACUCAGCAACGAAUAAUGUCACAAAUUUAACUCAACCUAAAGUUCUGAAUGAGGAGAAAUUUGAUGAAAAGCCUUCAUAUAACCUACAACGCCAAAUUGGAGAAAACGAUAUUUGCCCAAUAUGCCAGGAUUACCUUUUUUCUCAAGUGCGACUUCCAGUAACAUUUUGCCGUAAAAAUUGUGGUAACAGUCUACAUAUACGAUGUAUGAAAGUAUGGACAGACUAUCAAAGAAAACAAAACCCUUUAGGAUUAAUGGAUUACGUAAAAUGUCCUAUUUGUCGAGAGGAUUUUGCACCCUUACAUGUUCUUAUUCGGGAAUUUACGGAAAAUGUGAAAACAGAUAUUAAAAAGUCUACUGAACCUAAACAUAUUCACAAUAUGACCAUUAUUGGUCAAGCAAACGAUGCACAUAGAAAACUGAACAUCGAAACAAUGCAAACAAGACAUUCAAAUACACGAUGUUUAUCAUGUUUAUGCUCGCCAAUAUUAGGUAAUAUUUAUCGUUGUGAAAUAUGCUAUCAAUUAGGACAAGAUGAAAAUUUAAAUCCGUUUUUAUGUUCACUAUGUUUUCGUUCUAAUAAGCAUUUACAACAUGGUCUAUAUGUUUAUAGAGAGACAUCACACGGAAAAUGGCUUGAAGUACCACCCAAUCGAGGUGAUAUUACAAAUCUCUCUGGACAGUUAGUUGGCAAAGUUCAAGAAAACAAUGAAAACCUUCAGUCGAGCUCAACAGAAAAAUUCAACCAUUUGUCAAUUAACGAAGAAUGGAAACCUCUUCAAUUAGCUGAAUUAGCUCAAAUUCGUCAGUGGACAAUUAGAAUUCCCAGAAAUCAUUCUGAUUUCAUCUCACCAAAACCGUCGGACAAAGCAACUAAUAAUGAUAAUAAAAUUAAAUCUGUGAAAGGAAAGUCAUCGACAAGUUCUAAUUUAUUUCCAGAGCGUUCAGGGACAUCACUCUCGAUGGGAUUGUUAUCACCAGGUCGUCAAUGCCUUCUUUGUUUAAUGUUUUUUAAAGUAAAUGAUAAAGUUAGACAACUGUCACCUGGCUGUAAACAUAUUUUUCAUUCAUAUUGUAUUGAUCCGUGGCUGCUUCAUAAGUCAUCAACAUGUCCGAUUGAUAACACACCUAUUCGUCCUAUAAAAACAAUCGAUAAAAAAUCAUCGACAAAUCGUACACCAAGACAAAGAACUGAUGAAAUGUUGACUGACAAUUUGAGUGAAUUAAAAAUCUUUGCAAAACGUAUUGAAGGCGAACCGAAAAUUAGAGCGAACCCCUCUCAUAAUAACUUAGCGAGCACUGGGGAUUAAUUUCAAAGAAAAAAUUAACUUAACCUAUCAGCUUAUAGGAGAACAGAACCGUGAUUGUGCAACUUGCAAAUAAAAUAUAUAUGAAAAUUGAGGUAUUAAAAAGCCGUUCAAAUGAAAUUCACAAUCCAUUUAAAGGCAGAACACUAUAUUAUUUAAACCAUGUUAUUAUAUUGACAAGAUGCGUUCAGUAUCAAUAAAACUACUUUUUUUACCACAUGAAUAUAUAUUACUUUACUACUGAAAAAAUUGUUAGUAGCUUGUAGAUUUCGAAUGUAAUAAGUUGAUCUUACAUAACUUAAAUGUUAUAGCUAAGAUUAGAUAUUUCGAGAUAUUUGUGAAACAGAGUAGAAUGUAUUAGGAGUAUCACUUUAAAUUUAGAUUUAAUCGUUUCAUUAAAAAACCAAUCAAUAUCUUUUGUGAGGAUCCUGUGAAUGAAUUCAGCAUUUGGUUGACUAUUUCCGAUUUUUCCGUUGUAAUUAUUUCUUUCUAUGUAUAAAAAGGUUUCAUUAUUCUUAUAUAUAGAUAUUCAUUUCACUGCUGUCUCUCUUAUUUAAUAUUUUUGUUUUUCAAAUAUCAAUUCAGACUUAAUUUUGUGACAGUUUGUAUUUGUCUUAUUUAAUUGAAUAUAUCAUCUUUAUUGUUCCUUAAAGUAUUUCUGAUCAUGAAUUCCGAACAGAUUUUCUGCAUUUUGAAGAAAAUUUCAACUAAUUUACCCUUGAGAUUAUUCGAAAUCGAUUAUCGAUAAAUAAAAAAACAUUGACAGCUGAAAUAGAUUUGUUUUCC
Messenger RNA from Schistosoma bovis, 2645 nucleotides. NCBI's taxonomy places the organism in Eukaryota, Metazoa, Platyhelminthes, Trematoda, Strigeidida, Schistosomatidae. The record is from the annotation of a GenBank genome assembly.